Trichoderma atroviride IMI 206040 is the source of this 836-nucleotide messenger RNA. RefSeq lists its product as uncharacterized. Lineage: Eukaryota; Fungi; Ascomycota; Sordariomycetes; Hypocreales; Hypocreaceae. The record is from RefSeq and is a predicted model, not a curated record.
AUGAGAGAGGUAGAAAGCCGGUCCGAAAAAGGCCUGCAGCUUCCGACGCGAAUCCGCCGCUGGAGAAGCUACCAGCCGGCGUCGAAUAUCGUCUACGAAAAUGAUUUGGAUGCAGACAACACGUCGCAGACGCCAUCAACAAGGCCAUUGAGGAAAGGGAUCGAGUUGGAAUUCGUCAACAUUGCACAUCCGCUUGAUGCCACCUCUUCGGCCACCAUUUCCAACAUUCGGUCACACGCAGCGCGAGAUAUUCAUGCUACGCGUCGCGCGUCGGCUUUGCGGCUCAAGGGAGGCGAGAGGAAGAUAAGAAUGAAAGUAGAUGCUGGCGGAGACUCUCAUUUGAGUUUAGCUUCGCCGGUAAAUAUAGCAAUCCCCGUAUACAAUGGCUUGCUUUAUUGCUGUGCCCGACCUAUAACAAAGCUUGAGCAAUUCCUCCUCGACUACUAUGCAACAUCAGUUAUCCCAAACGCCGGACUUUGGUGUCCCCAUGGCGAUGAGGAGGCGCUGUUCCGUCAAGGCGUGAAGCAAUAUUGGCUUCCCUUUAUCAUCACAGACAGUGGUUUGUUAGCCGGCAUAUUUCUAUCCUCGUGCCGUAACCUCACUCUUCGUGAGCACCAAGCACAAGCGGACCACGAUUACUUUCAAAUUGCAAUGAUGUACAAAGUCGAGUGCAUCAGGUCUGUAAAUGCGGCUAUUGCCGCCGAGAGGCCCAUAAUUAGCGAAGCUACAAUUGCGAAAACGCUGAUAUUGUGCGCAGACGAAUUUCUAUGUAAGAAUUUAAAUGCUACAGCUCUGCAUUUUGAAGGUAUGAGCAAAAUGAUCAAGUUAAAGGGGGG